GACUGUCUUAGUUAGUGCAUUUUAGUGUCUGAUAGUAUUUAGUCGGUGAAAUGGCGCCGAAUCUCAUCGGAAACUCGGCUUUGCUGGCCAGUACAGCGGAACCUGUUCAAAUAAUUAGUCCCAUAACUUACCCCACUACAUAUCAGAGACCUGUAAAAAGGACAGUGCGCGCCAGUGGUCAACAUCAACAGUACAAACUUCAAAUUGUUUGGAGGAAUGUGAUGGUCUUCUUUUUCCUACAUCUAGGUGCCAUCUACGGAUUGUGGCUGGCGAUCACUCAAGCCAGCUGGAAGACCUGUUUAUACACGUAUAUCUACGCUGCGUUUGCCGGAAUGGGCAUAACAGCUGGCGCCCAUAGGCUUUGGGCGCACAGGACGUACGUCGCCAAAUUGCCCUUAAGAAUCCUGUUGAUGAUCAUGCAAACAACCGCCCUGCAAAACCACAUCUACGAGUGGACGAGAGAUCACAGAGUUCACCAUAAGUUCACAGAAACCGACGCUGACCCCCACAACGCCAAAAGAGGUUUCUUCUUUUCGCACGUUGGGUGGCUGAUGGUGAGGAAACACAAAGAUGUUUUUAUCAAGGGGAAAACAGUAGACCUCUCAGACUUAGAAGCUGACCCUGUCGUGAUGUUUCAAAAAAAGUACUAUCUUAUUUUGGCGCCAGUUUUCUGUUUCUUGAUUCCUUCCUUUUUCCCCUACUACUAUUGGGGAGAAAGCUGGUGGAACACCUUUUUCGUCGCUAGCAUCUUUAGAUACACCAUAUCGCUGAACUUUACUUGGUUGGUGAACAGCGCUGCACACAUCUUUGGCACCAAACCGUAUGACAAGAACAUCAAAGCUACCGAAAACACCUUCGUGGCAUGGGCUGCUUUCGGGGAGGGUUGGCACAAUUAUCACCACGUCUUCCCCUGGGACUAUAAAGCGGCGGAACUUGGCAACUACCGCCUAAAUUUCACCACAGCAUUCCUAGACUUGAUGUCAAAAAUAGGCUGGGCCUACGACUUGAAGACGGUGUCUCCCCACAUGGUGAAAAAACGUGUUGAGAGAACUGGUGAUGGUUCUUGGGUAGAACACAAGAGCAGGAAGGUUAAUCAUGAUGAUCCCAAUCACCAUGAUCAUGGUGAUAUGUUGUGGGGCUGGGGAGACAAAGAUAUGAAUGUGGAGGAAGUAAAGCAUAUUAAAUGUUAUAAUAAACUGAAAGAGACGUGAUAUGUACAGAUUUCUUUUAUAUUUGAAUAUUAAUACGUACCUACACACUUAACUUCAAGAUAUUUCAAGAUGCGGCUGAACAAUUUCUUGGCUGGUUGCCACGUAGUCAGUUUAGGCUUCAUCGUGUUUCAAGAUCGUUCUCUUCAGAGGAAAAUCUGGAACUGUGUCUUCUGAAGAAGAGAGCGAUCUGCCUCUCGAAACGUCAAGAAGCCUAAUACGAUAACGUGGCAACUAACUGGGAAAAUGUUCAGUCACUGAUAACUUCCA
Anoplophora glabripennis (Asian longhorned beetle) is the source of this 1478-nucleotide messenger RNA. RefSeq names its product acyl-CoA Delta(11) desaturase-like. The transcript has 5 exons. Gene Ontology annotation, biological process: unsaturated fatty acid biosynthetic process. Bases 51 to 1211 code for a protein of 386 amino acids. Lineage: Eukaryota; Metazoa; Arthropoda; Insecta; Coleoptera; Cerambycidae. The record is from RefSeq and is a predicted model, not a curated record. Gene Ontology annotation, molecular function: stearoyl-CoA 9-desaturase activity; iron ion binding. Gene Ontology annotation, cellular component: endoplasmic reticulum membrane.